Messenger RNA from Penicillium diatomitis, 2538 nucleotides. Its product is annotated as putative DUF221 domain protein. NCBI's taxonomy places the organism in Eukaryota, Fungi, Ascomycota, Eurotiomycetes, Eurotiales, Aspergillaceae. The transcript has 4 exons. Bases 1 to 2538 code for a protein of 845 amino acids. Gene Ontology annotation, cellular component: plasma membrane. Gene Ontology annotation, molecular function: calcium-activated cation channel activity. The record is from RefSeq and is a predicted model, not a curated record.
AUGUCGCAUACAUCAACGGUAGCGAGCGCUGUAUUCACCACUCUCGUCAAGGCUGCCGGAAAUGAUGACCAUCCUCGGCGCUGGGGAGACCAGACAAAGGAUUCACGAGAUCUAUACACUCAGUUUGUGAUAAGUUCUGCCCUUGGGCUGGGCGCAUUCCUCUCAUUUUGUAUUCUAAGGCCUAAAUGGACGGAGCUCUACGCCGCUCGGAGGCGGCAACGUUGCGCAGCGUCGGCUCUACCGGAAUUGCCAGAUAGCUUCUUCGGGUGGAUUCCAGUGCUAUUCAGAAUCACCGAGGAGGAGGUCUUGCAUUCUGCAGGCCUAGAUGCAUACGUGUUUCUCUCCUUUUUCAAGUUUGCUAUCAAGCUUUUGCUCUACAUCUUCUUUUUUGCCGUUACCGUGAUCCUUCCGCUUCAUUACAAAUAUACUGGGAAAUACGGUGUGCCUGAUUGGGACGACUUCCGGCCUCCGCGCAAUGACUCAAUGAGCAUGAUCGGCUCGCUCGGCAAGGAUGACGACAAAGACAAAUUGGUGACCGACCCUGGGUAUAUCUGGAUUUACGUACUCUUUCCAUACAUAUUCAGCGGUCUGGCGAUAUACCUUCUACUCCAAGAAACCAACAAAAUCAUUCGCACCCGGCAGUCCUACCUUGGAAACCAAACAACAACCACCGAUCGCACUGUACGACUUUCGGGCAUUCCUUCGGAAUUGAUCAGCGAAGACAAAAUCAAAGACUUUGUUGAGGGCCUUCGUGUUGGAAAAGUGGAGUCCGUCACACUCUGUAGGAAAUGGGGCGAGCUGGACCAACUGAUUGAUGAGCGGAUGAACGUCCUCCGCAAAUUGGAACGAGCCUGGACAAAGUACCUUGGUUACAAACGCCCAAGAGCGGAUGAAAAUACGUUGCCUCUCACACGUCAGCCUCAGUAUACACGAGCACGACUUAGCCUGGAGGUCGACGACGAGAAUGCGCGAUUGCUGGACGGUGCCGACCACGGCCACGGGAUGGACUAUGCCCAGACAAGACCAAAGACCCGAAUCUGGUACGGUCCUCUCAAGCUACGUUACCGAUUGGUCGAUGAGAUUGAUUAUUACGAGGAAAAGCUGCGCAAAAUUGAUGAGAAGGUCACGCACGCCCGGACUAAGGAGUUUCCACCGACCGAGAUUGCCUUUGUGACGAUGGAAUCGAUCGCUGCGUCGCAGAUGCUCGCGCAGGCAACCCUCGACCCGCACCCAAUGCAGAUGUUUGCCAGACUCGCACCUGCGCCCGCAGAUAUCGUGUGGAAGAAUACCUAUCUCUCGCGUUCUCGACGAAUGACGCAGGCAUGGUCAAUAACCAUCAUUAUUGGACUUUUUACUGUGUUCUGGUCGAUUCUUCUACUUCCAAUCGCAGGUCUGCUCGAGUUGGACACUCUACGCAGGUUCAUUCCAGCACUUGCGGAAACAUUGGCCGACCACCCUAUUUUGAAGUCCUUGGUAUCAACCGGUUUGCCUACCUUGGCCUUUUCUUUGUUGACUGUUGCGGUUCCUUAUAUCUACGAAUGGUUAUCCAAUAAUCAGGGCAUGAUGUCCCGUGGAGAUAUUGAACUCUCCGUCAUCUCCAAGAAUUUCUUCUUCUCAUUCUUCAACCUGUUUCUUCUAUUCACAGUCUUUGGUACAGCUACGUCGUUUUACAAAUUCUGGGAACACCUACGCGAUGCAUUCAAAGAUGCUACUACGAUCGCGUUUGCCCUCGCGACGUCCCUGGAAAGCUUCACGCAAUUCUACAUCAACCUUCUGGUACUUCAGGGGCUGGGCCUCUUCCCAUUCCGGCUGCUCGAGUUUGGCAAUGUCGCCUUGUACCCUUUGCAGUUCUUCAGGGCAAAGACGCCUCGAGAGUAUGCUGAACUGUCUACGCCACCCAAAUUCAGUUACGGCUUUUCGAUCCCCCAGACAAUCCUGGCCCUCAUCAUCUGCAUCGUUUACAGCGUUUUCCCCAGUUCAUGGCUCAUCUGCUUGUUCGGCCUGGUGUACUUCUCUAUCGGUCAAUUUAUUUACAAGUAUCAGCUCUUGUACGCGAUGGACCACCAGCAGCACUCCACUGGUCGUGCAUGGCCGAUGAUUUGCAAUCGUGUCUAUGUUGGACUUGUGGUUUACCAACUUGCUAUGAUCGGUGUUCUUGCACUGCGAGGCGCCAUUACUCGGUCAUUACUGCUCGUGCCACUGCUGGGCUUCACGGUAUGGUUUUCCUACUGGUUUGCACGCAGCUAUGAACCCUUGAUGAAAUUCAUCGCAUUGAAAAGCAUCAAUCGUGAUAAUCCAGGAGGUGGUGAUAUCUCGCCAUCAAUCUCAUCCACCUUUUCCCCGCCAGUGGGAAUGGAUCGUGACGCUUUACCGAUUCGCAUUGGAAGUCAAGAGCUUGGUCUGCGACUGAAGAAAUACGUCAACCCAAGCCUGAUCCUACCUUUAUAUGAUGCCUGGCUCCCCGGAAGCAGCCCUGACCAAGUCAAUGGCGGCUCCCCAGCCGAGCAUCCGGACCUUGCAGACAUUGUCUCUAUCUGA